AUAGCCAUAGAAACCAUACCAAGGGUCCGCUAAACUCCUCAUCCCUCAUCCCUCGUCCCACUCAUCCAACCAUCCUUCUAUCAUUAAUGGCAUCGUCUUCCACGUCGCGCAGCUCCAGCUCUGGCUGGUCCAAGGAACAAAACAAGCUCUUCGAGCGUGCACUUGCUAUGUACGACGAGGACACGCCCAAUCGCUGGCAGAAAAUAGCUCGCUUCGUUGGCGGAGGAAAGUCGCCAGAGGACGCCAGGCGCCACUACGAACGCCUCCUCGAAGACGUUCAAAAGAUCGAGUCCGGCGAUGUUCCGAUUCCUAAUUAUUCUACCUCGGCUGCUAACCAGCAACACAGGUACAAAAACUACAACUGACGAAACUGGGGCCGAAUGAAUGUUUCUGGCAAACUGAUCAGUAGACUAAAUACACAUGGGCUCAAAUAAAUUAUCAGCUAUCUGAAUGCUAAAGCUAAAGGGCAAAAAGGAAGAAGAGAACGCUGUAUCCAACUUUCACUAUACUUCUCUAAAUCUACAGAAUACCACAAAUUCCGUAUACGGAUAUUUGCUAGUCUUCUAUGAUCUAUGUAUUUAUAUAUGGUUGUUUAAUGUUACUAAGUUGGAUGUAUCCUUGCUUGUUGUCAAUAUGAUACCGCCUUACC
Phalaenopsis equestris is the source of this 649-nucleotide messenger RNA. Its product is annotated as protein RADIALIS-like 3. The coding region runs from base 87 to 365 and encodes 92 amino acids. The record is from RefSeq and is a predicted model, not a curated record. NCBI's taxonomy places the organism in Eukaryota, Viridiplantae, Streptophyta, Magnoliopsida, Asparagales, Orchidaceae. Gene Ontology annotation, molecular function: DNA-binding transcription factor activity. The transcript has 2 exons.